CCUUAGUUACAACCACCUUUCAACUCUCUAUGUCCCUUGUAGUAUAUAUACGUACACAACCACCUCGCUUCUCCAUUACAUCAUCAUCAACUCAACUCUUCUCUCGUCUUACUAAAUAUUACAGCGUCUUUCUCUUCCCGCACCAUAUAACUUGAGAGAUAAUAUAUUGGAAAUAUGAGCAGAACGGAGACAAUGGGUUUGACCAAAAGAGGAAUGUUGCAGUCAAAUAGUUGCAAUCGCCUUAUGGACCGUUCUGAGUCUCUCAAGAGGGACAGUGUGAUGAGCAAUGGUGGUUCAGCUAAAGUGAGAGGAAGCUUGGAGCGCAAGAAAUCAAAGAGUUUUAAAGAAGGAGAAAGCUGUCCUUCUUGGCUCAUAACCGAUGCUCCUGGGAGUAUAGCCGCUGUGAGGAGGGAGCAAGUUGCUGCACAACAAGCCCUAAGGAAACUCAAGAUUGCUCAUUACGGCAGAUCCAAAUCAACCCUAACUAAUUUCAACUCCUCCAAAAUUGUCCCUCUUGUUCACCCUAGCCCUCAUCCUCAUCCUCAGAGAUGCAGCUUCAUCACCCCUACUUCUGAUCCUAUUUACGUUGAAUACCAUGAUGAAGAAUGGGGAGUUCCUGUCCAUGAUGACAAGACGUUGUUCGAACUUCUAACCCUCAGUGGCGCACAAGUAGGCUCCGAUUGGACUUCAACCUUGAGAAAACGCCAUGACUUCAGGAAGGCGUUUAUGGAAUUUGAAGCGGAAGCGGUUGCAAAACUUAACGAGAAAGAGAUGAACGCAAUAAGCAUCGAAUACAAGAUAGAGAUGAGCAAAGUGAGAGGCGUUGUGGAGAAUGCUACUAAGAUCCUAGAGAUCAAGAAAAACUUCGGGUCACUAGAGAAGUACUUUUGGGGUUUUGUGAACAACAAGCCCAUCUCCACGAACUACAAGUUUGGCCACAAGAUUCCGGUUAAGACAUCAAAGUCGGAGAGCAUAAGCAAAGACAUGGUCCGAAGAGGCUUCAGGUACGUGGGUCCCACUGUGGUUCACUCCUUCAUGCAAGCCGCUGGUCUAACCAAUGACCACUUGCUUACUUGUUACCGUCACAUUCCUUGCACUCUCCUCAGUACCAAUCCCUAAUUUUUUUUUUCCAUUUCUUAUUUAUUUACUUCAUUGGAAGUGUGUUUUUAACUUUCGGGUGAUUUGUGUACAACAAUUGUAGGCGUAGGAGAAAAUGGAUUGUGUGUUUUUACUUUGUCAUGUAAGAUAACCCAGCUGGGUAGCUGGUGUAUUUUUAUGAGUGAAUGGGUGGAAUAUACCCAUCUUGGGCCCAAA
This is a messenger RNA of Raphanus sativus (radish), 1314 nucleotides long. RefSeq lists its product as uncharacterized. Gene Ontology annotation, molecular function: DNA-3-methyladenine glycosylase activity. NCBI's taxonomy places the organism in Eukaryota, Viridiplantae, Streptophyta, Magnoliopsida, Brassicales, Brassicaceae. The transcript has 3 exons. The record is from RefSeq and is a predicted model, not a curated record. Gene Ontology annotation, biological process: base-excision repair. Bases 175 to 1119 code for a protein of 314 amino acids.